Messenger RNA from Oppiella nova, 2088 nucleotides. The record is from the annotation of a GenBank genome assembly. Lineage: Eukaryota; Metazoa; Arthropoda; Arachnida; Sarcoptiformes; Oppiidae.
AUGGCCACAUUUAUCAGGGUUACCAUUACUACCAUCACAUUCACGGCAAACGCCAACACAUUUCUUAAUGAACACCAAAACAGGUGGUACAGCACAGGAGUCUUCUAUAUUGCACAGACUAUAGUGGAUUUAAUACCGACUCUAAUAGAGGCGACAGUCUGUGCCCUAUUGUCCUUCUAUAUGAACGGACCAUUCAAUGAAACGGAUCGUCUAAUGAGUUAUGUGCAGACAUUCAUAUUGGGUAUGAUAUCAGCGCAAAGUCUGGGAUAUGUUUCCGGAGCUAUGUUUGUCAGACGCGAAGUACUGGCGAUGGAGGUGUCGAUCGUAUUAUUCAUGGUUAACAUUAUGUUCAGCAAUGCAUUCAUGAGAAUCGAUGACUUACCCCAAUGGCUGCAACCACUGGUCUCGACUGAUGACCAGAAUAUCAAAAGUAGGCAGAGAUUUGAAGCAAUUAAGGACCAGAAAAAUGGUUUCUUAAGAAACAAACUGUGCAUCGCAUGGACUGAUCUGACACUUAAGGUAUCUGGUAAUUGGUUUACGGAUGAGAAAGUUAUCCUCAAUGGUAUUAACGGAUACUUUGAAUUCGGAUCACUUAAUGCACUGAUGGGUCCGUCCGGUGCGGGAAAGACAACUCUAUUGAAGUGCAUUUUCGGCCGAAAUCGGGCUAAACUGUCAGAUGAGACGCGAAUAUAUUUAAGUAAAUCCAAGCGAAUCCGGACCUGUUUUGUGAGUCAAGACGUUAGCGAACAUCUUCUCAAUGGUCUGACAGCAAAGGAGGCACUAAUUUAUGCCUCAAAACUCAAGAAUACUUACGACGAUAUCGACCAUGAAUUACAUGUCACUAAACUGAUGAAUGAUCUGCUAAUCAGUGACAUCGCAGACAACUAUUGCGAAGACUGUAGUGGAGGGCAACAGAAGCGAUUGGUUUUGGCCAUGGAGUUGACGGCAAAUAUAAUGCCUAAUCUUAUUUGCAUUGAUGAGCCGACCAGUGGUCUCGACAGCAACUCAUCCGAAGUGGUCAUUGAAUGUUUGAAGUAUAUAAGCCGAAAGCACAACAUAGCGAUUGUAACGUCCAUACAUCAGCCAAACUCUGAUAUACUGGUGCUCUUUGACAAGUUGUAUGUGUUAUGCAAAGGAGGCAAAUGUGUAUAUUCUGGUCGACCUCAGGAUCUGGAAACGCAUCUGAAUGGAUGUGGUAUUACUGUCAAUGAAUAUCAAGUUGCGAUCGAAGUUAUCAUAAAAUUGUCUUCAAAUGACUAUUUAUGUGACGAACAAGUGAUGAGACUUUUGGACAAAACGAGUCAACAGAAAGAGACAAUCGCUGUGCGCUGUAAGGAUGAGACCAAUUACUAUCCCAAAGGAAUUAAUAAGAUUAGCAAACGAUUUAAUUUCAUUGACUUCCGCACACUCGUGUCGAGGACCUGGCUAUACAUCAGUCGUUUCUAUUGGAAGAUUCUGUUAGUAGAGUUAGCAUUCGUCACAUUCAUCGCCGUUUGUUUGAAACUCAAUCAAAUGCCGCAAAUGAUUGAAGGGAACGGUUGUAUCAGUUUUGACGAUGACUUCGCCAAUCAGUGCAACAAAACUGAUGCCAAACUGGAGGAGGAGAGACUUCAGACACAGAAUAUUAUCUAUCAUUUACUGAUUUUCAUUUUCUUUAGCUGGUACAGCACCGGUACUUAUUAUUGGACUAAGACAUUGGCUGAUUUAGCCCCGACACUUAUCAUUGUCACAAUUUACGCCUAUUUGACCGAAGCCUAUAAUAACGAUCAGUUAUUACCACUGGUAGUCAUAUUGACCAUCGUGUCAAUAGUAUUACAAAGUACGGGACACCUAAUAGCCGUCCUAUUCAGCGGUACUCCAACUCUGGCCGCACUCAUAGCCUGUUAUUGCUUUGUGGCUCAACUCCUGUUCUCAAACUUUUUUAUAUUCACGAAGAAUCUUCACUAUUCACUGCAAUUAGUGAGCAAUUUAUCGGUCAUGAAAUUGGCGUUUGAGUCGACCGUCGUCUGGAUCUAUGGUUUCGAUGUCUGCACUGACAGAGAGUUCUCGUCUCCGCUCUACUUAAUCUUCACUAUUCACUGCAAUUAG